GAAAAAAAAAAUUGAAUAGGAAGGAGCAGAAAAUGUUCCAUUUCCUUUAUUACAAAAAACUCGUUCAAAUCAACAUCCAUACACUUCAAAUCCAAUCCCUACAAAACCCAUUUCUAAAAUCCCAUUCCCAAACAAACCCACCUUCUUCUCUCCUUCAAUACCUCCAAAACUCAUUUGGGCUCUCUCCAGAAAGGGCUCUAACAGCUUCCAAACAUCUCAGACACAAGACCCCGAAAAAUCCAGAUGCUGUCCUCACAUUCUUCAAAUCUCAUGGAUUCUCCAAAACCCACAUCAAAUCCAUCAUCAGCACUGCCCCACAACUGCUCGUCUUCACCGUCGAAUCCCGCUUAACACCCAAGAUUCAGUUCUUCAAAGAAAAGGCCCUUUCAGAAGCCGAUAUAGUGAGCCUUAUCAUAAAGGACCCCGCCAUCUUGACUGCCAGUCUCGAAAAGCGUAUAAAACCAUCAUUUGAUUUCCUUUCUAGCGUUGUGGGCACAGACCAAUUAGUAAUCAAAUCACUCAAGCGAUCGAAGUUCCGAUUCAGUCUGGAGAAAUCAGUAGUUCCCAAUGUGGCCAUUUUGAAGAAUUGCGGCGUCCCGGAUCAUCUGAUUUCGAAAUUGCUUAUGGGCCAACCAUUGGCUUUGAUUGUAAAGUCCGAUCGGUUUAAUGAGAUUGUGAAGAUGGUUCAGGAAAUGGGGUUCGAUCCAUCUACUUAUUUGUUCCUGGAAGCAGUCCGUGUGAUGGCGGCUCUGAGCCGUCCAAUGUGGGAUACGAAAUUUGAGGUCUAUAGGAGCUUGGGGUGGUCGGAUGAGGAGAUAUUGUUAGCCUUCCGUAAGCGCCCGGGCUGCAUUGCGAUAUCAGAGGAGAAGAUUAGGAGGUGUGUGAAUUUCUUUGUCACGGAGUUGGGUUGGAAUCCUUCAAACUUUUUGGCCUACCCGAGCAUUCUCUCUUUUAACCUGGAGAAGAGGAUUAUGCCCAGGCAUAGGUUUUGGCAGUUUUUGAUGUCGAAGGGCCUGAUUAAGAAGCAUAACAGGCUAGCGAAAAGCUUGAUGGUAAGCGAGAAGCGGUUCUUGGAGACUUAUGUGAUGAAGUACCAAGCGAAGGUUCCAGAGUUAUUGAAGAUUUAUGAGGGCAUGAUCGGUUCAAAGCUAUUGGAUAUCAAGGAUGGUGAAGAGUGUGAGAUCAUUGCACAAGCUCGAGGUGGGAUCUUGUUCUUUCCAAAACAUCGACAGUAUUAUAUGAAAGCUCUCCCACUUGAUGCUGAAGAAUAAUACGAAGAUGAACAAAGACAUUCUCUUAUAUGAGAAAUUUCUAAGGGUCCGGGAUUAUCCAUCAAAGGCCUGUGGACAGCAGCAUUGAGGCAAUAUUGAAUGUGGAUGGUAGGAUUGGGGCGUUGAGCCUUAUGAUGCUUCCAUGGACGGGCUUGACAGGAUGUCCAAUGGCCAUAUCUUGAAUAUGGAUGGUCAGAUCAGCCUUAUCGGUGGUCUGAUAGCAUGAAGUUAUAUUUGAUGAGUCGGAUCUUAGGAUUCUAAUCAACAGUCUGUAUUCAAAAGAGAAGGAAAAACAACAAUAAUCCAUCAAAUGGCAUUUUGUGGGCUGCUUAUCCAACGACCAGGAUGAUAAUAUGAACUAAUCAUUCCUUUCAAUGCAUAGUUGGGUUCAGCUAAA
Magnolia sinica is the source of this 1668-nucleotide messenger RNA. RefSeq lists its product as uncharacterized. The transcript is spliced from 3 exons. Gene Ontology annotation, molecular function: double-stranded DNA binding. NCBI's taxonomy places the organism in Eukaryota, Viridiplantae, Streptophyta, Magnoliopsida, Magnoliales, Magnoliaceae. Bases 33 to 1271 code for a protein of 412 amino acids. Gene Ontology annotation, cellular component: chloroplast. Gene Ontology annotation, biological process: chloroplast organization; regulation of DNA-templated transcription. The record is from RefSeq and is a predicted model, not a curated record.